UUAACCACGGACUCAUGAAUCUAACUAUAAACCCAUUAAAAAAAAAACAUUGACUUCCAGACGAGGGAACCGAAAGUGCUAAAAUGCUACCUCAUUUCCGGGUUUUAGGACUUCCUGUAGCACUCUGUUGUGGGAUAAUUUCCUUUAGUCAUAAAUAUCUUAACCACCAAUAUUUGACCUGCGAUUGUUUUGGUCACAUGGCCAUGGGGGGCAGCGGUAACAAGCUGUAAACACAAACACUGACAUCACUUUUUAAAGUUGAUAUGUCUUACUUGUCAACCAAUUUGCACAUCCACCAAACACGGAGCAACAUUAGAAUUCAUUUGGAGUCGUGUUUCUGGCCACAUGACGAUUGUAAGUCCAAUAUUCACUCUCUUUUAGCUCUGUUUUUAGUAACCGCUAACUCCGGAGGGAAACAUCUGGGUCUUUAACUGCUAAAUGCUCCGCUACAUCCACUGUGUGCUGUGCUGGUAGUCAGUUUUUUGUUUUUUUCAGUUUUGAAAACAGCUGCCUGCUCUGGCUGAAAACGAUAAUGAUGAGAGCCGUGAGAGUCAACCAAAACAGUAAAGUUGUGAACGUAAAAACCAAAACAAAGAGCUGAGAGAUGCUAAAAUGUUAUGUAGAGCUGAGGGGUGAUAUUAUCUGUGGGGUUUUUCACAAUACACAUUAUCAUUUAAUCUAUUGUUGAUAUAAAAAAUAUUGAUUAACAGCUUUAAAGUUACAGAAAAAUACUUUGCAGGAAACUAAUGCAAAGAGAUGUGCUAAUUGCUCACUAGUCAGAUUUCCAGGUCACGUGCGUCAAGUGUUGCUCACCAUCGCUUCAUUAAUUAGUACUUUCUCAGUUGUUUGUGACGUGUCCCGUCAAAAUAAUGAGACGCCAUUCAUUAUUAACGAUAAUUCAUCCUCAGAUUUAUUAUUCAUCGUCGAUGAAGCCCAUAGGGAGGCGGAGGGGGGGCCAGAGUUUGGUGACCCAAAAGUCCAUUACGUGUCUCAAGGUAAACAGGGAGACAACUUUCCUCUCCCCAGUGUGGGUUUACGGCGGGUCAGUCCCAUCACGGAGGCUUGAUGACAAUGAUGACGAAGGCGAUGAUGAGGAUGGUGACGUACGAAGUUGUGUGUGUGUGUGUUUGUGUGUAUGUACUGCGAAAAUUUGCAUUUCCCUGCGUGUGCACAGGUUAAAGAGUCUACAUUAAGGUACAGAUGAGUGUGUGUAUGGCAAAUAUAAGACCCUCUUGGACUUCCCGACACCCCCAUACACCCUCCCCCCCCCCUCGUCCUCCCCAUUCUGUGUCAAUGAAAAUGCAACAAGGCUAUAUUUGGACAGAGCUGAUGUCACAAGUGGUUUGAGCGAAGAGCCUAUAACUGUUGGAGUCUGUUUGUGUGUCAGUCUGACAAACCCUGGACUGCUCCAGUGACAGACUGGGAUCUGCUGGCUACUGGCUGACACAACAAGAGAGUAAUCACCCUACACUAUGUAUCACCUGAGGGUGCCUGUGCUUCUCCUCACGCUGCUUGUGUUGCUGCGCUGUGUCACCGCCGCCCCGAGCUACAGGUACUUCAGUCCCAGCUCAUCCAGCGAGCAAGAAAGUGCUCUCCCAGACAGCGACGGCUGGUUAACCCCGGGGUUAAUCUCCAACCCGUUCCUCGGCCUCGUGAGUACACGGCCAGAGAGGGGGCUCACAGCCAUGAACAGUCACCACAUAGAGAAGAGGAAAUGCAACACAGCCACCUGCGUCACCCAAAGGCUAGCAGACUUCCUGGUCCGCUCCAGUAACACCAUCGGCACCGUCUACGCGCCGACCAACGUGGGAUCUGGCACCUACGGCAAGAGGGACCUACUGCUGCCGCCUCCCUUCUACCUGCCUCUCUAGUGCCGACUGAGGAACCUCCACCGAGCACUCCUCCCACAGUGCUCUGAUGAUAUAACCAUGACAUCUUAUGUAACAAUGAUUGUGACAAUGACGUUACUAAUGAUGACACUGAUAGUGAUGAUAAUGAUUAUGAAGAAAUGAUUAUUUUAUAAACUUUAAAGAAACAGUGCCUUUAAUUUAAACCAUUUUGUUCUGGCUUUGUGUGUGCGUGUGUGUGUGUGUGUGUUGUGGCUCUGUUAUAAUGAUGUAUAUAUAAUAACAAUACAAAAAAAAGUAAAAUAAUAAAACAAUAAAUAAAAGAAAAACAGAUGUAAAGCCAUAAUAUGAGAUAAAUGUUGAUUUUGAUAAUAAAAUUGUGAAAGUAUAUAUUUUAAAAACUA
Sebastes umbrosus (honeycomb rockfish) is the source of this 2251-nucleotide messenger RNA. Its product is annotated as islet amyloid polypeptide. Gene Ontology annotation, molecular function: hormone activity. The record is from RefSeq and is a predicted model, not a curated record. Lineage: Eukaryota; Metazoa; Chordata; Actinopteri; Perciformes; Sebastidae. The transcript is spliced from 4 exons. Gene Ontology annotation, cellular component: extracellular region. The coding region runs from base 1473 to 1871 and encodes 132 amino acids.